AUGAAUUCUUAAGCCAAAUCUCAAUAUCAGAUUAACAAAAACAUGUUUGGAAGUUAAAUUUAACAUAAAUUUCCCAAUUAUGAAGAUAAAAAUUUAUUUUCAUAGAAUUUUUUUCGAAAAAAUGCAGACCUUCCUGAAAAUCAAAAUUUUUAACAAUUCUUUUAUUUAAAUAAUUUAUUGUAAACUAAAAAGAAGUAAAUGAAUAGGAAAGAAUACUAAAACGAAUUAAAUUCCACUCAAAAUAAAUGUAUAUCUAUUUAAGAAAGGAUAAUAGAUUAUAUAAUUGAAUAUUAAUAAUAAGAAAAUAGUCGUAAAAAAUACACUUAUAUAAAACGAAAAACUGAUGAACCCAGAAUGUUUACUACUUAACUGACAAAAGAAUAAACUUCAUAAUCCGUAUCAACCGACUGUAGUUAUGAUAAUGAAGUGUACGAGAAGUUAAUCGAAAAGAAUUUUGUAGAUUAUCUCAAAUUUGGAUUUGAAAAUUUCCAUUAAGGAGAAUUCUCAUAGAUUUUAUUGUAAAAUAAUUUAAUCAGCCCAGAUAGAAUAAUUAUUUAUUUGAAUAAAGCAAUAAAUGAAUUUAAUUAUUAAUAAGAUUGCAAAAGGAAAGAAAAUUUAAAAGUUACUUAUGUUGGGAUUACUUCAUAAUUCAAUUUUGAACCUAUUAAUUAAGAAAAGGAUUUUUAAUCUUUAUAGAGUUUCUCUUUAAUGAUCUAAAAUUAAUAUUCCUAAUCUGGAUUUUAAACAGGUAUCAAUGAUUAAAUUAAAUAAAAUCAAUAUUAUGCAAAAUUAAAUGUUUCCAAUAAGAUUACCAAUUAAAUUCAUUUACUAUUUAAAUACUUUUUAAAGACUAAAAUAAGAUAGUUUAAGCCAAAAAUUAUUGUUCUAUUCAUAGAAAUUCAUGAUUCUAUUGAUUUUGAGACAUACUUUUUCUAAAAAUUAAUUACCUAAUUAGAGAAAAUUUCAUAAAAUUCUCUCAUAAUUAUCCCCAUAUUAGCUUAAGAUACCCCAUAUAAUUAUGAAAAAUACUUAAAAUACACUGUUUUAAUAACAAAUUCAUGUUUAGAAUAUUCAUAUAAACGAAAGAAUAAGGCUUAUUAUGAAUGUGAAGAUAUGUCUCCUUAAUUAUACAGAGAAUAUAGUUAUUAUUUUGCAUAGAACAAAAAAGAAUAAUAAUUUUUUGCUAAUUAAUUUUCAGCAUUGCAAGUUAGAAAAAAUAAAUAUUAAUCAUGUGAUAUUGAAAUGGAAUUUUAAUAAAAGAAUGAAGUUUUAGAUUAUAAGAUCUCUUCAUAAUAAGAGCAGGAAAUAAAGAGUAAAAAUUAUGAAUUUGAAUUUAAUGUUAUUGGAAUUUUGAAUUUGAUAAAUCAAAUUGUUCUAACCAAAGUCUACGAUGAAAAAAAGAGGCCUAUAAAAAUUUCAGAAUAUGAACAUUUCAUUUCUUAUAAUUCAAAUGAACAUUACUUUAUAAUUUGUAUUGUUUCAGACAGCAAAUUAUUUUAUAAAAAAUGUUAUUACAACUUAAAAAGUGAAAAACAAAUUGAAGAGUAGAUAGAUCUAAAUGAAUAUCAAUUCUUUAUAAAACAUAAUUUCAAGAGUUCCUAUUUAUUGGUAAAUUCAUAAUUCUAUUAAUUUAAUGUAUUAAUUUCAACUGAAUCCUCGAGUAGACAUAAAAUGUCAAAAAACAGCUACACUGGAUUUUAAUAUUAUGUAGAAGUAUACAAAUAUGAUUUAGAAGUAUAAGCAAAACCAUUAAAAUACUGUAAUAAAGAAAUUAGUAAGUAGAAUAUUUUUUCCUUAAUAAAUUUUUCAAUUACUUAGCUUAAUUAAAAUAAAUUCAUAUUAUUAGGAGGUUCCUACUAAUCAACUUGCUAAGAAAACAAUUUUGAUUUAAGAACAUGCUCAUUAACUAUAGAAAUUGAUGAGAAAAAUUACUUUAAUUUGAAAGUAACUGAAAAUGCUGGUAAAUUGAAGUGUUAUGAAAACUCUAUUGUUGUUAAUAUUAAUAAUUAUUCUUUGCUUUUUUUUGAGGCACAAACCUAAUAUUUAGCCACUCCAAUUUAAUCCUAAAUUUAAAGAUUGUCUAUUUUUGGAGAUUCAUCUAUUUUAAUACUAUAAAAUUGCUAGAUAUUGAAUUAAUAGAACUUUGAGUUUUAUCAAAAAAAGAAAAAACUAUUUAAAUCCAAUUAACUAAACAGGAAAAUAAUUUAAUAAAGUAAUGAUAAAUUAGUCUUUAUUGUGAUUGUUUAAGAAUUGGUUUAGGAUGAUCUAUAAAUAUAAAAUCAAGAGGAUAGUAUCAAUUUGAAGAUGCUGUCAAAACAGGCUUUAUUGUAAGUUCAUAAAUUUUUAUUUAUCUAUGACUUGAUAAGAACAACGAUUGAUAUUGAAGUUGAAACUAAUCAAUUUAUUAUAUAACAAGUAGAACAACCAAAUAAACUUAGAGAAUCUUGCCUUUAUGUCAAUUGGUUGGAAGACAGAAAUAAUCAAUAUAUAUUCAAUUACAAUUCGGUUUAAAACUUAUAUUUGUUGUAUUUUCAUGAAAAGCCAAGCCCAAAAACAAGAAAAUUUAUAUUUGAAGACCCGAAAGAAAAAGAUGAUUAUCUGGAUUUUGAUGAAGUCAUUUUGAAUGAUUUUUAUAAUGAACAACUUUGGAUAGUUAGAAAAAUUAUUCAUUAAGAUCACAUUUCCUUAAAUUUAUAUGAAAGUGAUUGGAUAAAUUUACAAGACGUAAAGGAUUCACUAGAAGCCUCAGUUACGAAGGUCCCCAUCACUUUAAUAUAUACCAUAGCUUCGAUAAAAGAAGACUUUUGUUUGAUUGGACUUGAAGUCAAAUGGCAAUAUGAAGGUGAAAAAAAAUGUCCAUAUUUGGUUGUAUGUACAAGUACAACCAUUUAUGAAUUUUCAAUCUAAAUGAUUAGAAAAAUAAAAUGGGAUAACAUUCUAAGAUACAAGCCUAAUUCAUGGGAAAAAGAACCGCUAUUGUUCUCACAGUCUCCCAUAAAAAAAACAACACCAGUAUAAUUUAAUAUGAACAUGUAAAUUCCUUCAAUAGUGGCAAGUUUGGAGAAUGGUGAAUUGCUGGUGUUUUAUAGCUAUUGCAACGUAAAGAAAGAAAAGGAAAACAAGUAUCAGCUAGAAAUUUAGUAUUUAAUCUUAAGAAAUCUAAAUCAAUCAGAUAAUGAUUCUAUGGAACUUGAAGAUAAAACAAAAGAAUUUUAAUUCAAAACUAUUAAAUACAAUUCUAAAAAAGAAGUUAGCAUUGCUAAGAUCAAUACAGUUAUGAUAGAUAAAAACAGAUUUGAGUUUUCAGUAAUUGUUCAAGAGACUGAUUAAAAUUUAUACAAAGUAUUUUCAGGUGAUGCUUCAAACAAAAAUGAACAUAUUACUACAAUGAAAGAAUGCAAAAUAUUAAAUAAUGCUGCUCCUUAACGGAACUAAUGUAUUUUAGUAGGCCCUAAUAAAGAAAGUGUUUAUCGCCUUUAAUGA
This is a messenger RNA of Paramecium tetraurelia, 3483 nucleotides long. RefSeq lists its product as uncharacterized. The record is from RefSeq and is a predicted model, not a curated record. The transcript has 3 exons. NCBI's taxonomy places the organism in Eukaryota, Ciliophora, Oligohymenophorea, Peniculida, Parameciidae.